This is a messenger RNA of Oncorhynchus kisutch (coho salmon), 2021 nucleotides long. RefSeq names its product putative monooxygenase p33MONOX. The transcript is spliced from 8 exons. Gene Ontology annotation, cellular component: cytoplasm. Lineage: Eukaryota; Metazoa; Chordata; Actinopteri; Salmoniformes; Salmonidae. Bases 260 to 1225 code for a protein of 321 amino acids. The record is from RefSeq and is a predicted model, not a curated record.
UACACAAAACCACGUACCAUCACUGUGCGGAAUUUCCUUUAUUCUUCACAUAGGAAACUGGAUAUCAUGGCCGAGAUGUGUCUUUGGUGUUCUGUAACCUUUCCCAUUGACAUUGUAAGGUUACGACUGUCUUCAACUUUAACGUGUCUGUUGUAAACGGUGUAGGGCCUUUUUAUCUGGUCCAGUCCAAUCUUUUGUCAGGUUGGAUUCAUCUGAACACUACCUCAUUGUCAGCCAUAAGAGUCGGCCUUCUGAAACGAUGUCCAGAUCAGGCGAUAUACCAGCCCUGGAGUCUGGGACCUCAGAGGGGCAACUGGGAGGCCUGUCCCUACCUGUUGGCAUGACCCGCCGUGCCAUGAGCUAUGAUGACAACAUGGAGGCGCCCAUGUCGCCGCCUCCCUCUGAUAUCAACAUCAACAACCUGUGGGCGAAGAGGCCCGUCGUCCCACCCAGGAGGUUCCGUCAUCAGGCUGAGGAGGAUGAAUCUACCCUAACUCACGCUGCGCCUUUUGACCCUGGCCACAGGCCAAAUAUGCCUGUCGUGGUGAAGGCCAAAGCAUCCUCCGUCAUCAUCAACUCUCUCAUGACCAAGCAAACCCAGGACAGCAUGUACAGGUUUGAGCAGCAGGCUGGGCUGAGAGACACUGGGUACACCCCCCAUAAGGGCCUCACUGCUGAGGAGACCCGCCAUCACCACCGCAUGCCUGAGUCAUUCCAAAAAAUGAACAUUCAAACUGUGGAUAUGGGAGCGGGACAUAAGGGAGGACAUGAGGACAAGCAAACAUCAUCUGCUCAGUCCACCCCUAAUAGCACUCCUCAGAACUCACCUAAACAGAACCGCAGGGGCUGGUUGUCCAGCCAGAGCUCGACAGCAUCUGUCAGUAGCUCAGACCUCAGUACCAGCUCUAACACCAGUGUGGACAUGGGUGCCGGUGAGGGGGGAGGAGCAGUCGAACGCUGGGGUAUCUUUGGACCACGUCCAGUUGUUCAGAAAUCCACUACCGACCCAGGGGGUUUUGCUCUCCAGUCGUACCGCGGGGCCCAGAAGCCCACCCCCAUGGAGGUGAUGAAGGCUCAGGCCACUCGGCUGGCUCUUGACCCUGCUGUUAACCAACAGGCCCCUCCCAAGAUGGAGAUCCCCACCACGGAGAGCAGUAGACUGUCAGCACGGCCACACAAGCUCAAACCUCGAGACAUAAAUAUCCUCACGCCCUCAGGUUUCUGAGACGUACCAUGUUGUCACUACUCCUUCAUUUUGUAGCUGGUCUACCAUCAAGUCCAAGGCUCUCCAACUCUGCUCCUGGAGAGCUACCGUCCUGUAGGUUUUCACUCCAACCUGAUUCAGCUUAACAACCAGCUAGUAAUUGGAAUCAGGACAGUGGUGCUCCAGGAACAGGGUUGGAGAGCCCUCUGGUCUAGACUAUUCUCUCCCUACACCCUUGUUUUGCCUCAGCCUUUUGCCUUGUAACAGAACCGUGUAUAUUUACUUUGUAUGUAUGGUCCGAGUGUCAAGAUGUUCUGAUGCAUGGUGUUGCAAAGUGUAACUCUCACUGUUUUGCCAAAGACUGUAAAAGUCACACCGUGUUCAUGGUUUGGUCAUUCAGUUGGCUUGUGAGUCUCAUUCAGAAGUACACUAUCACAAGCUUUUCAUUGUCUGCAGAUUUCAGUAAGAUGUAAUGAUUCACAUUUGUCAUGUCUUCAAGAACAUUAUGGUGAUUAUUGUUCACCCUCAAGGAAGUGUUUUUUUUGUUUUUUUCCCGUGUUUCUGCAUUCCUGCUGUCAAGUCGACCGUUUUGAAGUUGAAACACUGUCAGUAAAACCCUGCAACAGAAUGUUAAUAACGUUGCAUAUUAAUCAGAGAACUGUUACUAUUUGACUGACCCUGUUCAGGUAUUUUCACUUUUUUUAUAUCUAUAGAAAAAGAUCCAUAUAUAUACCUCACCUGUGGUCUUUGUUGUAAAUAUCUGAUUAAAUAACAAUGCUAACAACAGUAAAAAAAAGUAUGGUUCCAUCUUCCAGAA